Otolemur garnettii (small-eared galago) is the source of this 2148-nucleotide messenger RNA. RefSeq names its product glutathione S-transferase C-terminal domain containing (gene GSTCD). The coding region runs from base 79 to 1974 and encodes 631 amino acids. The transcript has 12 exons. NCBI's taxonomy places the organism in Eukaryota, Metazoa, Chordata, Mammalia, Primates, Galagidae. The record is from RefSeq and is a predicted model, not a curated record.
AACCAAUGAUCACCUGAUUCUCCAGAGAAAAGAUUACACACUUUCUUUAUAGCUAAGGUGACCAGAUGAAAGAAGAAAAUGAAAGGCAUGAAGAAAAGUCCUACAGAAGAAUGUUUAUACCUGGACUUUUCUCACCGAACAGAAGGAUGCAUCUUUCCUCUUCAUACAUCUGUGACUUUAUUUUUGUUAUCGUACUGUGACUGCAAAAUCUUUAAAGUUUGCUUAGUUCUCACCCAUGAAAGUACAGACAGUUCAUUACUAAAAGAUGUACUGUCCCAGGAUCUUAAAAUACAGAUUAUUUCAAGGCAAGAGCUUCCACCAAUAGUCCAGAAUUGCUGUUUACCUGCAGCAGUAGAACAACCAGACAACUUUUGUAGAGCGGGACUUGCUGUUGUACUAAGACAUAUAAUCCAGAAGUCAUACGAUGCAGACCCUUCAAAGAAGGAAAUUUUGGAACUUCUUGGUUUUAAAAAGACUUGCCUAAAAGCCUGUGCUGAAGUUAGUCAGUGGACCAGGUUAUGUGAACUCACCAUCCCUUUGGUUAUUGAGAAUUUUCUCAGAGUGUCUUCUCAGCAGCCCCUGGUUAUCCCUAUAGAAAUACUACAGCUGGAGAAAAAGUUCAGUGAGCCUGUUAGAGUCCAUAAUGAUGAUAAACUCCGUAGGCAGAAGCUGAAGCAAGAGAAGGCCACUAAAGUUGGGCUUCCCCUUCCUAAGCAAAAAACAAAGACCAAGGUCAAUACCCAGGAAACAUCUGAAGACUUCGACUCUUCGUUCAAGAGUCUGGAACUGAAAGUGGCCUUCUCAAAGCUCACAGUGCAGGAAGAAGCAACUACUACCAACAGGGAACCAGCUCACAUCAGAAAAGCAAAAGCCUCUGACCUUCCACCCCUGGAACACGUGUUUGCAGAAGGGCUUUACUUCACUUUAGCAGAUAUUGUGCUCUUGCCCUGCAUCCAUCAUUUCUUGGUAAUUAUCUGCCAGAAAUUUUCUGAGAAGCUACUAGAAUUUCCACUGCUAACCGCUUGGUACCAGCGGAUUCAGGAAGUGCCAGGAAUAAAAACAGCAGCUUCUAAGUGUGGGAUCCAAUUUCUUCAUUUACCAGAGUUGUUGACCUCCUCAAAUGAACAGCACCCAAACUUAAGUGAAGUCCCAGACAUAGAAGAGCAAAAUGAUCCUUUAUUUGUAGGAGGACCAAGACCUACUAUGACCAAGCUAAUGGAAAAAGGCAUUGAAGUGAUGUUUUCUCCCCACCCUUGUCCUACUUGGACCCUUGAUUGGAAUGGUCUCCCUGCAGCAGUGAGCCCAAAGGAAGGUAAAAUGUCCAUUGAUCGAGCUUUGAGGAAGCAGCAGCAGUUAAACAACCUUGUUUAUGUGGUGAAAAAUCAGGCCAAACCUGGCGACAGAAUUGUGGAUUUCUGCAGCGGUGGGGGCCAUGUUGGAAUUGUCCUUGCUCACAUGCUGCCAUCAUGCCAGGUUACAUUAAUAGAAAACAAGGAAUUAUCUUUAAUUCGUGCUAAGAAGAGAAGCGACGAGCUAGGUUUAAACAACAUUUGGUUCAUUCAAGCAAAUAUGGAAUAUUUUACAGGCAUGUUUAAUAUCGGGGUGGCGCUGCACGCUUGUGGAGUGGCAACAGACAUGGUGAUUGACCACUGCAUCAAAAUGCGGGCUUCUUUCGUUGCAUGCCCUUGCUGUUACGGUUUCAUUCAAAACACCUCAAAAUUUAGUUUUCCAAAAAGUAAACAGUUCAAGAAAACUUUAUCAUACAAGGAACACAUGAUUCUGUGCAGAUUUGCAGAUCAGACAGCUGUCCAGCUUCCUCCCCAGCGAAGGCUCAUAGGAAAGCAGUGCAUGUACCUGGUGGAUCUGGAUCGAGCAAAAGCUGCAGAAGAAUGUGGCUACUCCGUACAAGUGAUAUCCAUGGAGCCAGAGAGCUGCUCUCCCAAAAAUAACAUGAUCGUGGGAGUCCCCAUUUAGAGUGGAUAUUCUCAUUUGAUGUUUUGCCAUCAGUCUUUAAGUUGAAAGCCCGUGGCCUUCAGGGGAUUCUUGGCAUAACUAGGAAACAAUAUUAGCUACCUUGAACCUAUUAUGCUCAGGAAGGGAAGCAAGAGGAAAAUCUGCAAAGAAAGGCUCCCUGCACAGCUUCACAAA